GUGAUCAUGACGGACGCCGUAGCUGAGUGCAAUAUUAAAGUGCUGUGUCGCUUCAGGCCUCUGAACCAGGCCGAGAUCCUGCGCGGAGACAGAUUCCUGCCCAGCUUCCAAGGGGACGACACGGUCGUCAUCGCGGGAAAGUCGUACGCGUUUGACCGUGUGUUUCCCACUAACACCACUCAGGAGCAGGUGUACAACGCAUGUGCCAAGCAGAUCGUCAAAGAUGUGCUGGGAGGUUACAACGGCACCAUCUUUGCCUAUGGACAAACCUCUUCUGGGAAGACUCAUACCAUGGAGGGAAACCUGCACGACCCGCAGCAGAUGGGCAUCAUUCCCCGCAUCGCAGAGGACAUCUUCAACCACAUCUUCUCCAUGGACGAGAACCUGGAGUUCCACAUCAAGGUGUCCUACUUCGAGAUCUACAUGGAGAAGAUCCGGGAUCUCCUGGACGUCACGAAGACCAACCUGUCUGUGCACGAGGACAAGAACCGAGUUCCUUACGUGAAGGGCUGCACCGAGCGCUUCGUCUCCAGUCCGGAAGAGGUCAUGGACGUCAUCGACGAGGGCAAGUCCAACCGGCACGUGGCCGUCACCAACAUGAACGAGCACAGCUCUCGCAGUCACAGCAUCUUCCUGAUCAACAUCAAGCAGGAGCACGUGGAGACGGAGCAGAAGCUCUGCGGGAAACUCUACCUGGUGGAUCUGGCCGGCAGCGAGAAGGUCAGCAAGACUGGAGCGGCCGGAGCCGUUCUGGAUGAGGCUAAAAACAUCAAUAAGUCUCUGUCUUCUCUGGGAAACGUCAUCUCUGCCCUUGCUGAAGGAACUAAGACUCAUGUGCCGUACCGGGACAGUAAGAUGACGAGGAUCCUGCAGGACUCUCUGGGAGGGAACUGCCGGACCACCAUGUUCAUCUGCUGCUCUCCCUCCAGCUACAACGACGCCGAGACCAAGUCCACGCUGAUGUUCGGACAGCGUGCUAAGACCAUCAAGAACACGGCCUCCAUUAACCUGGAGCUGACGGCGGAGCAGUGGAAGAGGAAGUAUGAGAAGGAGAAGGAGAAGAGCAAGAGCUUGAGGGACACCGUCCAGAGGCUGGAGCUGGAGCUGAGGCGCUGGCGCAGCGGAGAGCACGUCCCGGAGACGGAGCAGACGGACGCUGAUGUGGUGAAGCUGGAGGCCGGCGAGGACACGGCUCUGGAUAACGAGAGGUCCUCAUCGGAGCGCCAGCGGGAGAGAGAGAGAGACUCAGACUCCUCCUCUAUAGUGGUGCGCAUCUCCGAGGAGGAGCGGCAGAAAUAUGAGGAAGAGAUCCGCAAACUCUACCGCCAGCUGGACGAUAAGGAUGAUGAGAUCAAUCUCCAGUGUCAGCUGUCGGAGAAGCUGAAGGAGCAGAUCCUGGAUCAGGAUGAGCUGCUGGCGUCGACACGUGGCGACUCUGAUAAGGUGCAGACGGAGCUGGGCCGCCUGCAGACGGAAAGCGAGAGCGCUAAAGCUGAGGUGCGGGAGGUGUUGCAGGCGCUGGAGGAGCUGGCCGUCAACUACGACCAGAAGAGCCAGGAGGUGGAGGACAAGAGCCUGCAUAACAAGCAGCUCGCAGAGCAGCUCAGCCACAAGAUGGCCAGCCUGAUGGAGCUGGAGGCGGAGCUUGCUCAGAUGCAGGAAGUGAGCUCACAGCAGAGGAAGCGCAUCGCUGACGUGUUGAACGGGCUGAUGAAGGACCUCAGCGAGUUCAGCUCCAUCGUCGGCAACGGCGAGAUCAAGCUCCCGGUGGAGAUCAGCGGCGCGAUCGAGGAGGAGUUCACUGUGGCGCGGCUCUACAUCAGUAAGAUCAAGUCUGAGGUGAAGUCGAUGGUGAAGCGCUGCCGGCAGCUGGAGAACAUGCAGCUCGAGUGCCAUCGCAAGAUGGAGGAGACCAGCCGAGAGCUGUCGUCCUGCCAGCUGCUCAUCUCACAGCAUGAGGCGAAGAUCCGCUCUCUCACAGAGUACAUGCAGAACGUGGAGCAGAAGAAGAGGCAGUUGGAGGAUAAUUAUGAUGCUCUCAGUGAAGAGCUUUACAUGAUGCAGAACUCGGAGAGUAAUGUGGCAGAACUGGAUGGAGGAGAGAAAGCUGACAGAGAGGCUGAAGGGAAAAAGGCUGCUGUUCGCCCAGCUCUCCACGCCGAGUCUCGUCAGAAGCAGCUCAGCCACCUGCGGGACGAGAUUAAUGAGAAACAGCGACUCAUCGACGACCUUACCGACAAGAAUCAGGCUCUAGAGCUGGAGCUGGCUCAUGUGCGCUCCAGUUUCAGUAACCUGAAAAUGCAGGACGACACCAAGAGCGCCUGCUUGGAUCAGCUGUCCUUUCAACAGGAGAGACACGAGCAGUCCAAGCAGGAUCUCAGGGGCCUUGAGGAGACUGUUGCUCGGGAACUCCAGACCCUCCACAACCUGCGCAAGCUGUUCGUUCAAGACCUCACGACUCGGGUUAAAAAAAGUACAGAAAUUGGACCUGAUGAUAGUGGGGGGUCUAACACUCAGAAACAGAAGAUUUCCUUUCUUGAAAACAACCUGGAUCAGCUUACAAAGGUUCAUAAACAGCUGGUACGUGAUAACGCAGAUCUGCGCUGUGAGCUUCCGAAGCUGGAGAAGCGUCUUCGUUCUACGGCUGAGCGGGUUCGGGCGCUGGAGACGGCACUGAAGGACGCCAAGCAGGGCGCCAUGAACGACCGGCGCCGCUACCAGCAGGAGGUGGAGCGCAUCCGGGACGCCAUGCGGCUGCGCUAUCCGCUGCGCCGGCCCAACGCCGCUCAGAUCGCUAAACCAGUGAGACCCGGACACCACGUCUCGGCCACGUCCCCCACCAGCUUCUCCAGCACGCCACGCUCCAGCAAACCCGCCACGUCCUACAGCAACGCUCUGUUCCUGCAGGAGGAGAAGAAAACCAACCCUGUUGGAUACAGCACUGUGAGAUCCAUAGACAUACUGAGCUCCUGUCCGCUCGACGUGGAGAACGGAAAUAGCACAGACAUUAAUGAUAACAGGAGUGAUGUUCACUGUGGCAGUAUGGCGGACGAUGCUUCACGACUCUUCAUCAUGCAACAGGAGACCGCAGCCAGUUAAUCAUUUAAUAUAUUCCAGUUGUCUGCAUGCAGCCGUUCAGCCUUCGCCAUCUUCUCCACGACUUUAUUCCUAGACUUCUUGGCUCUGUACCGUCUUAUAUUGUAUGAAAUAUUCCUCUAUCGUUCAUGCAGAGUCACAUCAUGUAUCCUGUCUCGCAUAUAUCACUGUUGCAUGUUUGUCUGUUUAGUAAUAAAACUCAUAGGUUGUAAAUGAACCCUCACAUACAGUAGAUAUUUGAAUACGCACAUCUAUAUUGCUUGCAUUAUAAUACAGGAGAGAUCUAGAAACACCUUCCCUUUAGUCUUGCUGAGCCUUAAAGAAAGACGUUAAAUAUUGUGAAGAUUCACAUAUAACAGUGUGUUUGUGUGUGUCAUCGUGUAGAUUUUGAUAAAAUUAUAUUCAAGUACUGACUACCUCCAAUUAUCGGAAAAAACAUUUUCAGUAAUAUUUGAUUUGCAUUGUAUUUGUUUUCACAUCAAAAUGAUUGGGAUGAAAAUUGCUGUAUGUGAAGAGCUUGUA
Messenger RNA from Rhinichthys klamathensis goyatoka, 3618 nucleotides. RefSeq names its product kinesin family member 5A, a (gene kif5aa). Gene Ontology annotation, biological process: microtubule-based movement. Lineage: Eukaryota; Metazoa; Chordata; Actinopteri; Cypriniformes; Leuciscidae. Gene Ontology annotation, molecular function: microtubule motor activity; microtubule binding; ATP binding. Bases 7 to 3099 code for a protein of 1030 amino acids. The record is from RefSeq and is a predicted model, not a curated record. The transcript is spliced from 29 exons.